AACCAGGCCUUGAAGUCAGACCUGAAGUACUUUUUUACAGUGUCUUGCAUCACUUGUUAUCUGUGAGGAGGAGGGUCAGCAGUAUGGGUAGGACAGAUAAAGUUUGUUGCUGUGGCCAUAAACCUACCUGUUCCUAGAAAAUUCCCUAAUGCUGAUGCCCACAGAAAUGCCCAUUGCCUGUGUGCAGCACAUUCUCUCAUUUCACCUGCUCCCAGGUACCUGCCCCUACAGACUAAAACGUCUCUGGUGUGUUGCUGUCGCUGGUCCUCACUCUGGAACAAUAUUCCUCUUAUUUGCUGGUGAGGGGGAUGGCAGGAAUUUUUUCUUGAAAUGUUAGUUCUCCCUUACCAGGGAGGGCUGCUAGCAGUUGUUAGCCUUCCCCCAGUAGGUUCUGAGCUUUGUACAUUCACAUUUGUGAAUGUGACUGUGCCAUGUGACCGUAACUGCAGAAUGAAUACUUCUGACUAUGUGUUCUCAUGUUAUGUGUUUCAGCAGUGUAUGUUGAAAUUUGGACAGCUUUUGUGUUUUUUGAUUGUAUUUUGUCUUCCAGGAAAUUGGCACUAGAGUUAAAAAGUAGAUUUUGUUACACAUUCAGUUGCUAUUAUGGUUGCCUGAAUGCAGUUCUCGGUUUGAUGGAAAAGAAGCAGAAAUGCCUUACUUGCAGUACUUACCUGAAUCUGGGAUUGAAUUAUUUUCUACUUCUGGUGCUGGUGUUUAUCUUGGCACCUUUUUGGUCAGGCAGAGGGAAGUCAAGUCACUGAAUGUAAGAUGCCAUCUACUCCCCUUUCCCCACUUAGAAGGAUAUUGAGAGAAUAAAAUUCAAGUUAAAUGAGACUUACGCUAAGGAAAGUGCUACAUCCUUUCCUCUGAUCAGGAAAAGUGUUGGGAAAUACUGGGUGUAUCUUUGAUCUGUUUUCCAAGAGCUCAGCCUAGUCAUCUGCACAUGGGUGGAGAGGCAAGAGGUUCCAGCUGCAGCCCAAACCAAUUCUCUUUAAGAUGUGGGUGGCUGGAGGCUGUUUGCUUUUCAUUUUGAUGUGCAGACAAUAAACACUUCUUUAAGUGCUUUUUACAUUUGUUAAUAAUAUCACCUGUGCUUUACACUGCUUUUCCCCUCCUUGACCCUGUUUGUCUCCUUCUCCAGUUCAGUAAUGGUAGGCUCCAUGUGUUGCAGGUCACAUGAUUCCAUGACAUGUGUGUGUAUAUAUAUGUGAGAUGCCUGGGGACUCUGCUCAGACUGCGCUGAACUUCCCUCUUCAGAGCUACUCAUCAUUUCAGAGAAGUCACCUGCCACCAUGAUGCCUGGGGGCUUAUCUGACACCAAGCCAGCUACACCAGAAGUUCAGCAGCUUGUUAACCAGGUGAAGUCACAGUUUGAAAGCCGUGCAAACACAAACUGUGCUGCCUUUACAGCCAUAGUAUAUAAGACUCAAGUGGUUGCUGGGACAAUGUACUUUAUUAAGGUCCAAGUUUCCAAUGCUGAAUAUGUCCACCUAAAGGUGUUUCAGAGUCUUCCUCAUGAGAACCAAGGUCCCAGCCUUGUCAGUUUUCAGACUGGCAAAACCAGAGAUGACCCUCUGACCUACUUCUAAGACCUGAUGAAGUGCAGUGCCUCACCUCUGCAAAUCCUAUGGGGGUUCUGCCUGUGAUAGUAAAUAAAAUAAAUUUGGAAAGCUGUUGUCCAUA
Molecule: messenger RNA, 1683 nt
Organism: Parus major (Great Tit)
Lineage: Eukaryota; Metazoa; Chordata; Aves; Passeriformes; Paridae
Product: cystatin-A-like
Exons: 3
Coding region: 1293-1589 (98 amino acids)
Cellular component (GO): cytosol
Molecular function (GO): cysteine-type endopeptidase inhibitor activity
Source: RefSeq, a predicted model, not a curated record